AUGGCAAGCUUAGUUAUUGCAACUGUUCCCAACCUUACCAUCGAUCAAUCUGCUCUUCUUGCCUUAAAAGCUCAAAUUUCUUAUGACCCUUACAAUGUUUUGACAAACAACUGGUCCACCAACUUCUCUAUUUGCAACUGGGUCGGUAUCACUUGUGGUUCCAACCAUCAUCGAGUCAUCGCAUUAAACCUUUCUUACAUGGAUCUUGUAGGCACCAUUCCUCCACAUUUGGGAAACCUUUCAUUUCUUUCUAGUCUAAACAUUGAAAACAACAGUUUUCAUGGCUCUAUUCCAAACGAGUUGUCUCAUCUCUACCGGUUGAAAAUAAUUGAUCUUAGUCAUAACCAACUUUCGGGCUCCAUUCCAUCCUCAAUCUUCAACAUAUACAGCUUGAAACAUAUUUAUCUCUAUGACAACAUGCUUUCUGGUCUGAUUCCGUCCAUUAUUUCCAACAUUUCAUCAUUGCAAGUCAUUCACCUAGAAGCUAAUAAGCUUUAUGGUACUAUUCCACACACUUUGUUCAAGUGCAAACAACUGCAAUAUUUAUCAUUAGCGAAUAAUAAUUUAAGUGGAAGUGUACCUUUGGAAAUUGGGGACUUAACCAUGCUCAGAGAUUUAUACCUUUACAACAACGUCUUUGGAGGUACUAUUCCACCCACUUUGUUCAAGUGCAAACAACUGCAAAUUUUAUCUUUGUGGAAUAAUAAAUUUACGGAAAGAGUACCUCAAGGAAUUAAAAACUUAACCAUGCUCAUAGCGUUAGGCCUUUCUCACAACAACUUUGGAGGUGCAAUACCAAGUGAAAUUGGAAAUCUUCAAAGCAUUAAGCUCUUUGAUGUCAGUUUCAACAACUUUAUUGGUCCAAUUCCAUUUGAGAUAUUUAACAUCUCAACAGUACAAGUAAUUUCAGUGGUUUGCAAUAACUUCUCAGGCCAUCUUCCAUCAAAUGUAGGCCUCUUCCUUCCAAAUCUCCAGCAACUUAUUCUUUGGGAAAAUCAACUAAGUGGAGCAAUUCCUAGCUCUAUCUCUAAUGCUUCACAACUCACUCUGUUAGAUUUGAGUGACAACUCAUUUUCAGGCUUAAUUCCUAAAGCACUUGGUAAUUUAAGGUUCCUUACAGGGCUUGGCGUAGCAAACAAUAAUUUGACCAUUGAAUCUUCUACUCCAGAGUUCAACUUUUUCUCUUCUUUGUCAAAUUUGACAUAUCUAAAACAGUUACAGUUGUCAGAACUUUACAUAGAUCAUUGCAAUAUUAAGGGCAACAUUCCAAGAGAUAUAGGCAAUUUAAGCAACUUGAUGACUUUGUCUCUACAGUUUAAUGAAUUGACUGGACCUAUUCCAACUACUGUGGGAAAAUUGCACAAGCUUCAAGGAUUGAGAGUUGAUAAUAAUAGACUAGAAGGUCUCAUCCCAUUUGAUCUUUGUCAUUUAGAGAGCUUGUUUGAGUUGAAUUUAGGUCAUAAUGAGCUUUCUGGACCUAUUCCUACAUGUGUAAAUAAUCUAACUUUUCUAAGAUAUCUUUAUUUACACUUCAACGAAUUAACAUCUGAGAUUCCCUUGAGUUUGUGGAGCCUCUCUUAUAUCUUAAAGGUCGACUUGUCAUCAAAUUCUCUAAAUGGCUCUCUCUCAUUAGAGAUUAGAAAUUUGAAGGUGUUGAUGGAAUUGGAGUUAUCAAGAAAUCAACUAUCUGGUGAUAUCCCAACAACAAUUGGUGACCUCAACGAUUUAGUUAAUCUUUCAUUGGCGGACAAUAGAUUAGAAGGCUCAAUUCCUGAAUCUUUUAGUAAAUUGAUAAGUUUGGAAUUCUUGGAUCUUUCCAUUAACAAUUUAUCUGGAGAGAUUCCUAAGUCCUUAGAAGGACUUUCACAACUCAAGUAUCUAAAUGUCUCUUCAAAUAGACUGGAAGGAAAAAUUCCUGUAGGAGGACCAUUUGUAUACUUCUUUGCUGCAUCAUUUAUGUCAAAUGAUGGACUUUGUGGUGCUCCUCGAUUGCAAGUUCCCCCAUGUAAAGAAGGUGCUUCUCGACCCAAAAAUACCGCAGUAGCAUCUAUACUAAAGUAUGUAUUACCAACAAUUGGGUUAACAAUGCUUGUAGUUGCUUUUGUAUUAGAAUGGACAAGACGCCAAAAAAGGAAUGCAAAACUUCUGGUGGAGACAAACUCACCACAACUAGCGACAUGGAAAAUAAUUUCCCAACAAGAACUUUUUCAAGCAACAAAAGGGUUCAAUGCAAGCAACUUACUUGGUAAAGGGAGCUUUGGAUUAGUAUACCAAGGGACCCUUUCAGAUGGUAUGAUUGUUGCAAUAAAAGUUUUCAACUUGGUAGUAGAAGGGGCAUUCAAAAGUUUUGAAACUGAGUGUGGGGUACUACGCAACAUUCGUCAUCGGAAUCUUAUUAAAAUCAUCAGCACGUGUAGUAACAAUGACUUCAAAGCUUUUGUAUUGGAAUACAUGCCUAAUGGGAGCCUACAAAAGUGGUUGUAUUCUCAAGACUGUUGUUUGAGUAUCUUACAAAGACUAAAUAUAAUGAUUGAUGUCGCAUCAGCACUAGAAUACCUUCAUUAUGGUUAUUCAACACCUAUUGUUCAUUGUGAUCUGAAGCCUAGCAAUAUCUUAUUAGAUGAAGAUAUGGUCUCACAUGUUGCUGAUUUUGGAAUUGUCAAACUGUUAGGUGACAAAGAUUCUAUGAUGCAAACCAUGACUCUUGCUACUAUUGGGUAUAUGGCACCAGAGUAUGGAUUGGAAGGAAUUGUUUCAACAAGUGGCGAUGUGUAUAGUUAUGGUGCAAUACCAAGUGAAAUUGGAAAUCUACAAAGCAUUGAGAUCUUUAAUAUCGUUUUCAACAACUUUAUUGGUCCAAUUCCAUUUGAGAUAUUUAACAUCUCAACAGUACAAGUAAUUUCAAUGGUUUGCAAUAACUUCUCAGGCCAUCUUCCAUCAAAUGUAGGCUUCUUCCUUCCAAAUCUUCAGCAACUUUUUCUUUGGGAAAAUCAACUAAGUGGAACAAUUCCCAACUCUAUCUCUAAUGCUUUACAACUCACUCUCUUAAACUUGAGCAACAACUCAUUCUCAGGCUUAAUUCCUAAAGCACUUGAGUUCAACUUUUUCUCUUCUCUGUCAAAUUUGACAUAUCUAAAACAGUUAGAUUUGUCAAGUAAUUUACUGAAUAACAUCCUUUUUGAUUCCAUUGGAAAUCUCCCAACUUCUCUUGAAGAACUUUACAUAGAUCAUUGCAAUAUUAAGGGCAGCAUUCCUAGAGAUAUAGGCAAUUUAAGCAACUUGAUGACUUUGUCUCUACGGUUCAAUGAAUUGUUUGGACCUAUUCCAACUACUGUGGGAAGAUUGCACAAGCUUCAAGCAUUGAGAGUUGAUAAUAAUAAACUAGAAGGUCUCAUACCAUUUGAUCUUUGUCAUUUAGAGAGCUUGGUUGAGUUGUAUUUAGGUUAUAAUGAGCUUUUUGGACCUAUUUCUGCAUGUGUAAAUAAUCUGAUUUCUCUAAGAUAUCUUUACUUACACUUCAACAAAUUAACUUCUACUAUUCCCUUGAGUUUGUGGAGAUCUUAA
Alnus glutinosa is the source of this 3564-nucleotide messenger RNA. Its product is annotated as probable LRR receptor-like serine/threonine-protein kinase At3g47570. Gene Ontology annotation, molecular function: protein kinase activity; ATP binding; protein binding. Gene Ontology annotation, biological process: protein phosphorylation. The record is from RefSeq and is a predicted model, not a curated record. The coding region runs from base 1 to 3564 and encodes 1187 amino acids. The transcript has 7 exons. NCBI's taxonomy places the organism in Eukaryota, Viridiplantae, Streptophyta, Magnoliopsida, Fagales, Betulaceae.